Messenger RNA from Cynoglossus semilaevis (tongue sole), 3378 nucleotides. RefSeq names its product POU class 3 homeobox 3b (gene pou3f3b). Gene Ontology annotation, molecular function: DNA-binding transcription factor activity, RNA polymerase II-specific; RNA polymerase II cis-regulatory region sequence-specific DNA binding. The coding region runs from base 740 to 2020 and encodes 426 amino acids. The transcript is spliced from 2 exons. The record is from RefSeq and is a predicted model, not a curated record. Gene Ontology annotation, cellular component: nucleus. Lineage: Eukaryota; Metazoa; Chordata; Actinopteri; Pleuronectiformes; Cynoglossidae. Gene Ontology annotation, biological process: brain development; regulation of transcription by RNA polymerase II.
GUGGAGGUGGCGGUGGGGGUCGAGUGGGGCGGGACUUCCCUGCCUGUCAGAGAGAGGGAGAUGGAGAGAGAAAGGUGGAGAGAGAGAACAAGCGAAUGAGAAAAGACUCUUGUGAGCCGCGCCGUGCACCGUAAUAUUGGACAGUACUUGAACGGGAGUUUGCGGUUUGGCAGGUUAAUUUACAUCAAAACAGAACAAAGAGAGACGCUCCACAACGCUAUUAGGGAAAAAAAGAGGAGAAGAGAAGCAGCUGAAUUACAAAAGAAUAAGGACACACUGCUAAUGAUUUUUGCAUCCAAAGGGAACGUUGUCCCGGACUUUGUACUUGCUGGACAAUUUGCGAAGCCUUUUGUUUUUGCUUCUGAAGUUUGUUUGGGACGACUCUCCCGGUUUAUCCUUCCUUUUAUUUUUGAAUUUGAAUUUUUUUUUAAAGUCUUCUCGUAGCAAAACUUUCCGUGCAGACUGCACAUGGUUUCAAAGGGCUUAUGAAAAACUUGGAUUUUUUGAGUUUUUGUCCGUUGAAGUUGUUUGUUGUAAAGACAUGCGGAUUUUAUUCAAAUUUUGUGGCCGCUUUUGAAGCGUUUUUUGGCGUUUUUACACACGCCAGUGGUGUUUGCUUAACACCUACCCGUACUUUUAAGUUUGAAUAAUUCAUGAGAUACAAUUUACCCGCUCGAAAUAGGUGACUAUAGAAAGGGAGGGGGAUAUAUCCACAAACAUAUUCAUAAGGGUUGACGGAAUGGCCACUGCGGCUUCCAAUCCUUAUCUGUCCAACAAUAGCAUCUUAUCGUCCGGCUCCAUCGUGCAUUCUGAAUCUGGAGGUGUUGGCAUGCAGCCGGGAAGUGCUACGGUCACCUCAGGGUCUGGGGGCUACAGGGGAGACACCUCAGUUAAGAUGGUACAGAGUGACUUUAUGCAAGGCGCAAUGGCAGCGAGCAACGGAGGACACAUGCUGAGCCAUGCCCACCAGUGGGUGACGUCCCUGCCGCACGCAGCAGCAGCGGCAGCCGCGGCCGCCGGGGCCGUCGCUGCAGCCGAAGCCGGAUCUCCCUGGUCGUCGAGUCCCGUCGGUAUGACUGGCAGCCCGCAGCAGCAGGAUGUGAAAAACUCCAGCAGAGACGAUCUCCACACGGGCACCGCGCUGCAUCACAGACUCCCGCACUUAGCUUCCCACCAGACUCACGCCAGUGCUUGGGGGAGUGCGAGUGCCCCACACAUUAACUCCAUAUCCGGGGGGCAGCAGCAGCAGCAGCAGCAGCCCCUCAUUUAUUCUCAGCCCGGAGGCUUCACUGUGAACGGGAUGCUGAGCCCCGAGAGCCACAGCCUCGUGCACCCGGGCUUGGUGAGGGGGGACACCCCGGAUCUGGACCACGGCAACCAUCAUCACCACCAUCACCACCAGCAUCCGCAUCACCAGCAGCACGGCGUCAACAGUCACGACCCGCACUCGGACGACGACACGCCGACCUCGGACGACCUGGAACAGUUUGCAAAGCAGUUCAAGCAGCGCCGGAUCAAACUGGGCUUCACGCAGGCGGACGUCGGCUUGGCUUUGGGCACCCUAUAUGGGAACGUUUUCUCCCAGACGACCAUCUGCAGAUUCGAGGCUCUGCAGCUCAGCUUCAAAAACAUGUGCAAGCUCAAGCCUUUGUUGAACAAGUGGCUGGAGGAGGCUGACUCGUCCACCGGCAGCCCCACCAGUAUCGACAAGAUCGCCGCGCAAGGGAGGAAGCGAAAGAAGCGCACGUCCAUAGAGGUGAGCGUGAAGGGGGCUCUGGAGAGCCACUUCCUUAAGUGCCCCAAGCCGUCGGCCCAGGAGAUCAGCAGUCUGGCGGACAACUUGCAGCUGGAGAAGGAGGUGGUUAGAGUGUGGUUUUGCAAUAGGAGGCAGAAGGAGAAACGGAUGACGCCCCCAGGAGUGGCACAGACGCCGGAGGAUGUAUACUCUCAGGUCGGCAAUGUGAGUGCAGAAACACCACCCCCCUCCAUGGACUGCAAAAGAAUGUUCAGUGAGACGUAGAACAGCACAUCAGAAUAUUUUGUAUGAAAUUAGACUGAUUAAAAGCACACAGACUAUCUUCAGACAUUUUAUACUGUGAGGGAAUGUGAAUAAAACGGCAACAUUUGAAAUCUAUUUUUCACCACAAAGAGACAAUAAAAAAAACAGCAACAUUUCUCCCUUUUCUCCCACAACCCCCCACAGAAAACGCACCGUUUACCAGGCCCUGAAAUGUCUUAACCUAAAAGGUUCCUUCUGCUUUUUUCUUUCAGGGUCAUUUUUUAGUAGAUUACUUAAAAGAUGCAAGUGAACCGAGCGACCAGAGGGUGACAACAACAAGUUCAUUCCACCAGGUAAUUUUGGCGCAUUGAAACACACGGAGCCGAACCCCGGUUUAGUUUUUACUAUCCCUAUUUUCCCUAUUUCCCUUUGCGAAAUUAUUUCCCCCAAAUAUGACCCUGUGUGACUUGAAGAAAAAGGGAGAAGUCAUCCUAGGACUGAAUUGACCUUCUUUCGCCUUCAUGCCCCACAAUAACUGAACCAAAAUAACUGCACCUAAAUGGAGAGUGACAUCCUCGGAGAUUCCGUCAUCAUUUUACAACUAUUUGCAUUUUUUUCCCCCUCGAGAUGGAUUGCAUUGUGUUUGUUUUUUUCCCCCAAAACAUGGAUAAUUAGAGAUUCGAGGCCCUCAUAACAGAACACCACCAGGACCAGGACUGUGAUCUCAAAGAUGACUUUCUAUUUUUCGUUGUCCUUUGUUUAUUAUUAUUAUUAUUAUUAUUAUUAUUAUUAUUAUUAUUAUUAUUAUUAUUUAAAGGACUUCUGAGGGGUGAGUGUUUUCUCCUAACAAAUAGAACGAAAGACUUUUUUUAAAAAAUGAAGAAAAAAAAUCAGCUGCACUUAUUUCAAAAAAAUGUUUGUUGCCAAGUGUGAUUGAGUGGGUGCUGUGGAUACACUAUUAAUGCUGCCCUUUCUAAGCAGUAUUCUUUGGUAGGUUUUUAAUAAUGAAAUCAGUAAUAUCCGCAAUAUCCUACACGAGAUCAAAUGCUGGUCUGGGUAGAUUACUUUAUAUCUUUUAUCAGAAUUACUUGUUUUGAUAUGCUGUUGGACAUAGGUAUGAAUUAUUCCAAACGGUUAUUUAUUUCCGCCUAAGGAAUAGUGUAAGAUGCUUUCCCUUCUCCUGUUUUAUUUUUUUCUCUUCUACGUGUUUUGUUAUUGCCCUUUGGGGUUUAAUUUUGUAUUAUAGUUUCUAAAGAAGCACAAAUCACCCUGAGCUGACAGUGACCGUUGUUAGGUAAUAAAGCUAUAUUUUGAUGUGAUGAUUUUGAUUGUAAUUUAAUUUCAGUAGUGUUUUCCCACGAGCUAAUUGAGACAAUAAA